AUGGCCGAGGCGGAAAAGGUAUCAAGUUCGCCGACGCAAGACAUUGCGCAAAGGGCCGGUGAGGCCCGGCUCGCGUCAAAGGAAGCUUUGCCAGUGGGAAAAGACGUCGAGAUUCCAGAUCAAAACGAUUCUUCUCAGCCAGACACGGCCGCAGACAAUGACAGAAAGGCAUUUCAGGCUCGAUUCGAGCCCGGCGACCCCGAGAACCCACACAACUUUGGUUCCGCCAAAAAGGUGUCGAUUCUAAUCCAGAUGUCGCUCUUGGCGCUGGUGGGCUCCCUGGGCACGUCGAUAAUCGCCCCAGCCGAACCCGUCAUUGCACGAUACACAAACACAAGCACAGAGGUUGCGACUCUGGUGCUGUCUCUUUACGUCCUCGGCUUCGCCGUUGGCCCGCUACUAUGGGCUCCCGUGAGCGAAGUCUUUGGACGCCGGUGGUCCAUGCUGCCGCCCGUCUUUGGCCUCGCGCUGUUUAGCAUCGGCACCGCCACGAGUACAAACGCCGCGAGCAUCUUCAUCACCCGCUUCCUCGCCGCCGUGUUUGGCUCCGCGCCGCAGAGUAAUGUCUCUGCGGCCAUGGGCGACUUUUACGGGCCCAAGACCAGAGGCAUCGCCAUGACUUUUUUUGCCGUCUGUGUCGUCGGAGGGCCGACGCUGGCGCCGCUGAUUGGGUCCGCGCUGCUGGUCAAUCCAAAAUUGGGGUGGCGAUGGACAGAGUAUAUGCAAGCCAUCAUCUCGUUUGCCGUGGUCGUCAUUUGCAUCUUUUUCUUGCCGGAAACGUACGGCCCGGUCCUGCUACGGCGCAAAGCUGUGCGCUUGCGCAAGGAGACGGGCGAUGACCGAUGGUGGCACCCACACGAAGAAGAAAAGAUGAACAUGGGCAAUAUUGUGACCAAAUACAUUGUCAGACCGCUCAACAUGCUCGUCACAGAACCAGCCGUCACAUGCAUGGCCAUCUAUGCAUCCUUUGUAUUCGCCCUCAUAUACAUGUUCCUCGAAGUCAUCCCCAUCGUGUACCUGGAAGGACGCCAUUGGAGCCCCGUCGUCUCCACGCUUCCGUACCUCAGCAUAUUCAUCGGCGUCUUGUGCGCCGUCUUUGUCAACCUCGCCAACCAGCCGCUCUACGCCAAGGCCAUGGCCAAGAACAACAACAAGCCCGUUCCCGAAGCGCGACUACCACCCAUCGUCAUCGGCAUUGUGCUUCUCGUCAUUGGCAUGUUUUGGUUUGCAUGGACGGCUGUGCCAAAAUUCCAUUGGAUACUCCCCACCAUCGCGCUAGCAUUUGUCGGUGCGGGCUUCAAUAUUGUCUUCCAGCAGUGCCUCAACUUUCUUGUCGACACGUACGGCAUGUAUGCUGCCAGCGCCUUGGCCGCCAACACCUUUCUUCGUUCGCUCCUCGCGUGCGGACUGCCGCUGGCGGCGAGACCCAUGUUCUCAACCAUGGGCGUCGGGCCGGCCGUCAGUCUGCUGGGCGGGAUAGCGUGCGCAGCGUUGCCGAUUCCAUUCAUAUUUUACAAGUACGGCGCGCGGCUGCGAAGGGCAUCCAAGUUUGCGGCGCUGCGGGACUAA
Molecule: messenger RNA, 1569 nt
Organism: Beauveria bassiana ARSEF 2860
Lineage: Eukaryota; Fungi; Ascomycota; Sordariomycetes; Hypocreales; Cordycipitaceae
Product: bicyclomycin resistance protein
Exons: 5
Coding region: 1-1569 (522 amino acids)
Biological process (GO): transmembrane transport
Molecular function (GO): transmembrane transporter activity
Source: RefSeq, a predicted model, not a curated record